AUGAAAGCGAAGGACUUGCCCUACCUCCGCCUCAACGGAAAGGUCAUUCGAGACGAACCACCCGUCUGGCCUUCGUUGGGAGAACGGCCAGCCCUUCGAAAGUUGGGGAGUGUGAGCUGUGAAGUUUUGGCCUUGUCUGACGACGAAGAAGACAUGCAUAUUCUUCAUACUGAUGGCACAACAAGACCGUAUGUCAACCUUCCACGGCUACCACUUCAUUCCGCUUCCCCUUCGACAGACUCCGACGACAACUGCAAAAAGUCGGCUAGAAAAAGCAGUGAGGUACCCUCCACUGAGUUAGAAAGCGAGACAGAUACUACAGAUAAUGAAGUUACCUUCCGCGAUAGGGAGCAGAGCACCAGUGGUCGCGAAGCCGAACCGUACCAAGUGUUCGAGAUUUUGUACAAUUAUGAAGCUAAGAAAAGCGACGAACUGAACCUGAAGGCGGGCAGCACGAUCAAGCUUAUUCGCAAAACGGGUGAAAUUUCCUGGUUUUAUGGAGAAUGUGAAGACGGAACGCGAGGCUUAUUUCCAGGCAACUAUGUCAAGCUGUUAGGAUCUGACGCGAAAUCAAUAUCUGCUGAAGAGAUCAGCGAGCCCUCAACUGGAAGUAGGCUCAUAGGCAGAGGAGCUUGCGCUGAAGUUUAUAAAGUCGUUUUUGAAGGAGAGUUCGUGGCUUUGAAGCGAUUACGAGGAGAACCCAAGCCUUCAGACAUCGAAGCGCUCAAGCGAGAAGCAGUGAUGAUCAACAGAUUCCGACACCCAAAUAUUGUUAAUCUGCUCGGUGUGUGCUUGGAGCAGCCUCGUAUCGGCUUGGUUCUGGAGCUUUGCGAAGGAGGCUCUUUGAAAGUGCUAUGCGGAAAACUUAGGAACUCCUUUGUAUCUGUAAGGAUAAUCGUGGAUUGGGCUUGUCAGAUCGCUCAAGCUAUGCAAUGUCUUGUAGCUGAAAAUCUUAUGCACAGAGACCUCAAAGCCGACAAUGUGUUGGUGAAGGAAGAGGUAUGUCUGUGCAAUGUUACUCCGUGUACGCCAACAUAUGCAGCACAAUCUAUUCAUUUGCAUAAUGGAAUCCAGGCAGAUGGAUACUGUCAAAACUGCCACGGCAAGGCACUUGACAGGCUGACGCUGAAAAUUACCGAUUUUGGUGCGACGAAGAAAAUCAAAUUUGAAGACGAAAAAAGAAAGAGUGUGGUUGGCACUUACGCAUGGAUGGCUCCUGAAGCAUACAGGUAUCAAGAAUACUCUGAAGCCUCUGAUGUAUGGAGCUACGGUGUUGUGCUAUGGGAGUUGCUCACUCGAAAAGAUCCUCAUCAAGGGCAACUACCUAUCACUGUGGCCUACCUUGUAUCUACCAAAGGUAUCAAUCUGCCUGUUUCUGACGAUUGCCCCCUCAAAUGGAAAGACAUCAUGCAAAGCUGCUGGAAUGUGGACCCAAAGAAGCGGCCUACAUUCGCACAUUUGUUAGAGCAAUUCCAAGAAUAUCAGGCUGAGCUGGAGCGCACCGCCUUUUCGGAAGAGCAAGAAGCCCUUGUGCAACGGUUCCAUACUGAUAUUGAGAAGGAAAUUACUCAGUUCUACGUCAAACUCAAUCGUGAUGAGGAUCAUGAAAAGAUGCGAAGGAUGUGCGAAAAAUUAUAUGCACAACUGGACAUCAGAGGAGAUGGCCGCCAUUCAAGGCUAGCUGAAGCUGCUGCCCCCGAAGUACGAGAGCGGCGUAAAGGCAAAAAGAAGAUCGAAAAGCAGGAUAUAUCCAAACCACAAGAGUGUCGUCAUUUGAUAUCAAUCCAGCAACCAACUUCGAGUAAAUCGGAUUUCAAAGUGAUCAUGUUUGAUCAACCGACUCCUGGAAACAGAGCGAAUGCUGCAUCUUUCGGGACGCUACCACGAGAACGGCUCAACACCCAUAAACCACUGCAGUCAAAUCUGUCUGUGAGCAGCCCUAAUCUAAACGAGCUGGAUUUCCUAUCAACAAAGAAGACUGGAACUUUGCAACGGAAAGAUGCAAUACGGAAAAAGCGACAAGGUCUGGGACACCAUGACAGCACAGAGCGUGAACGGGGUGUGUCGUUCCCCGAUCCUGACGCUGAGAAUCGUCCUCAUCAUCUUCUUGCUGGAAAAAUUGGGCAAACUGCCAGACGCAGCGAGGGAUAUCACGAUGAUUCCAGUAAGGUUAAGAAGUUGCUGUCGAGAUUCCAUGUGUUUCGCCGUGGCAAUCACUCUGUCGAGUCUGAUGAAGCGCCAGCGUCGGCUAGACUUUCUCCUGUUUCCAACAAAAACGCUCCCUUUUCACCGCCAAAAUCUGCGCCGAGCAAUUACGAGCGUUUGUCAUCGCAACCGAGAGGAUCCACUGCUUCGGACGAUUACACCAAAUUAACGUCUGCCAACAAGCCUCUAUGGAAUAAGAUGUCGCCUUCGGACAGAUCUGGGAAGCGCAGCGAUAUUUUGUGCACACAGCAAACCACUCGAUAUGUGAAACCGGGAGCAUUUCAUCCGUCGUCGUCGUCGAAUGGACCAGGACAAGGACUUUCUCCUCGAAGAGAAAUUGGCAUUGAUGAAAUUAUUCCCGUAUCUUACGAAGGCACUCUUGUUCCUCCUAUUCCCGUCAAACAUCAUCGUCGAACUCCUUCCGACGAGAAAGGUAUUUUUAGACAAAAUGCUAUUCACAAUCCUCCUCACAUACCACGCUCACCGCUCCAUCCGAAUCAGCCCAAUCUGUCCACCAUCAUACCCCCUUCAACGUCCACAAACAAUGGAUUUGGUACACUGCUGAACAAUCGGAUCCCUGCACCUUCAACAGACCCCUACAUAACUUGUGGAACAGGUCGCACUGGUGUGAUCAACAAUGCCCCGUAUUUGACCAUGACGCCGAAUCAUGGUAUAACUUCUGGGAAUGUCACAACCGUGCAGAAUGAUCAGUAUAUACAGUGCCCCCAGCGUAAACCGGAGCGACCUAUUACCUUGAACCUUACAAAUGCUCACACACCUGAAAGCAGCGGUAUCAGUACAUGCUCUGCAUUUUCGAAUUCGUCACUCACGGAUUCUGCACCACUAACACAUGCGCCACCUCCUCCACGGCCGCCACCAAUUAUUCCUCCCAGAGACGGGUCCAUAGGAUUGCCUUUGUGCGAAUAAACGUCAGCCCUGUUGUCAUAAGCAUCCGGUCACAUUCCUCCGAUGAACUCUCAAGUCUCUGUUUUCCUAUUGGGUCAUGCCGAACACUCUCAGAUUACAAAACUCUGCAUGUGCGAAUUUUUUCAUGCUGUAUGUACAGAAAGCUUCUAGCAUCAUAGAUUACUUAAUGUGUUAGGUAAAGACAUAAAAAAAAGUACAUAAACUUGCAAGAAAUUCCAAUGUUUCAGUUGUCAAUACAAAUUUUAAUUUGUACAACUGAUUUUCUAUAUAUUUUGAACCUAAAUAUGACUGUCUGCAGUAUAUUUUAUUCAUGAUUGCAAAACUAGUGAAUAGAUUUACGUGUAGUGAUCUAAUCGUCUAUUUGUGCUUGUAAUUCUCUUUUUUUUAUUCCUUUUGGCUACUCUCUCUCUAGUCACGGUUAUGUAUGUUAAUGUGUUAGUUUGCCUUAUGCAGCUCUUGAUAUCGCAUUUUGAAAUCAAC
Messenger RNA from Cylicocyclus nassatus, 3612 nucleotides. The record is from the annotation of a GenBank genome assembly. Lineage: Eukaryota; Metazoa; Nematoda; Chromadorea; Rhabditida; Strongylidae.